Drosophila obscura is the source of this 1959-nucleotide messenger RNA. RefSeq lists its product as uncharacterized. The record is from RefSeq and is a predicted model, not a curated record. NCBI's taxonomy places the organism in Eukaryota, Metazoa, Arthropoda, Insecta, Diptera, Drosophilidae. The coding region runs from base 742 to 1947 and encodes 401 amino acids. The transcript has 2 exons.
AUACACAAAAAAUUAAAUUACAUUUUUUGGUAUUCCGUUUUUCGACAGACCAAAGCAGAUCAGCGUCUGCGGCAUACACAGAGCCACCAGCGGAUUGUAAGAGAGAGGUGCUGCGGGAGAAGGAGGCGCGAGAGAACGCCCUGUUAGAGGAGGCCAAGUGUGAGUUCGAGGAGGCGGAGAACGACACGCGGUUGCAUUUGCAGCGCAACGAGGUGGAACUGGAGAUCACACGGCAGCGGAACGAGGAGCUAGAGUUCAGCAAGGACGCAUUGGGGGCCAAGUACAAGGACUUCCGCGCCGAGUGCCUGAUACUGAGAGAGGAUUUGGGUGCAGCGGAGACGCAAUUGGAGCAUCUGCACCAGGAGCGUCAGCGAACGAAGCGACAAUUGGAGGCACUGCGUCGAUCUCUGCCACUGCUGUUGAUCUGUCGCCUGUUGGCUCUGGCCAAAAUGGGCAACGAUAUAUCCACCGCUAGUCCCAGUGCCCGCCUCUACUCCGGACAGUGUGCUGAUGCCGAUGCCAAGCCCGAGGACACACUCAAACAGGGCGAGAGUCCACGGCACAGCUGUGACGCGCGGGAGGUCAGCUUCCUGCGGGAAAAGGUCAAGGUUAUGCGCAGCCAGCUAAAGCAUCUGAAGACCUGCCUGACCUCAGUUUCGCCAAUAAGCUGCAGGCGAGCACCGACGAGGCGCUGAAGCAGGAGGCCGAAGCUCUGCGCAGCCAAAUGUACGCAAGAGCUUCAUGCACAUCGAAGUCACCAAUGGGGUGCUCAAAGAGAAGGUGGGUACGCUAGAGAACAAGAUCCGGCAGAUGGAGUCGCAAUUGAAGGAGUCCGAGGAGCGUGCCCGCUGCCUGGAGGAUGAGCUGUGCCAGCGCAUGGAGUGUGAAAUUGGAGUCUUCCCGGAGGGCUUAAGUCUCGCCCACGAGCUCUACGACAGUCCGGCCAAGCGGGCCAAACGAGAGGAGAUCAAGGAUUUGCAGUCCGCAAGCCUGCAACUGGGCUGUGUCCUGUGCGACGUUGAGGAACAGCGGCAGAGCGAGGCAGAUAUUCCCACAUACAAGGAGUUCCAGGUGAUAGCAUGCAGCGUGAAUCAGCUGGAGCAAAUACUCGCAGCCAAGAAUCCUGAGGACAUGGAGCAGCCAGAGAUGGAGCAUAAACAGCAACUCUUUUCGAGGCGACGUAAGCGGAAGAUGCUCAAACGGUUCAUCUGGAGCCGCAUCUAUCGCGGCCGAGUGCGCCGCCGUGCGCUGCAGCGGAGUCUGUCGAGCAACAGCUUCUACUCGAUGUCUUCCCUUCACACCGUCCACUCGGAUACAUCGAUGCUUUCCUUCCGUUCGCAGCAUGCGAGUUUGGAGGCAGCGCCAACUGUCACGGCGGACUACGUGUCCAUUGUCCAAACGGAGUCAAUAUCCACUUGCGUCCAGGCGGUGCAGACCGAGCUCGAGACCUCAGAGUGUUACACUCAAUGUGACCGUGUGGAUGUGGAGCAGCGUCUGCUGCUGCUGCCGCAGCGGACGCGCCGAUUUGUGGAGCUGCUGCAGUGCGAGGCGGAGGAUGUGCAACGCUUCAGGGCCAGUCUGCUACAAAUGUGGGAGAGCAGCGAGUCCUUUCGCGAACACAUCGAACUGGUGCAGGAUCUGUACUGGGCACAGCUGCCGCCACCCGUGGAAAGCUUGGAGGUAUUUGCCAGUGCGAUCGGAGCUGUGCGCGACUUGGCAGCGACCAUGCAGCCGAAGUCUUCAUUUACGCUGAAAAAGAUCGAGCAGCGUUUCAACGAUCGCGUGCUGCACUUGCACUGCGAGAUGGCGAAGAAAACCGAGCCGGAAAAUCCGGUAAAGGCGAUGCCGCAAAUGGGUUUGGUCUUCACGCAUGUUGCACGACCAAAUCCUUUAUUCGAGUUAUUGGGUAUAGCAUGUAAUCCGAAUAAGGAGUCAGCCAAUAUAUAAAUUUUGAUUACA